AUGCCCAUUAUCUCCAUCGAAAGCAUGUACAUCGACCACGAACAGUCCAAGUCUACGCCCAUCCAAAUGUGUGUCCAACAGCCCCUUCCCAAGCGCAAGUGCCUUCUUCCUCGCGACGAUGCGGCCGAAGGCAGUCGUCUUGUUGAAAUUGAGAACUUUCACGAAGGCGAGACCGUUCAUCAGCGCUGCGUCAUUAUCAAGGGCAGAUACCUCAUCGAAUCUUCUCACGAUGAGUGCGACAGCUCCUUUGUAACAGUUGAGGCCAGCGACGGCGCCAACACGAUCUUCCCGACCCAGACGUGGCCGAUCGCCGACGAUCGCUUUAGGAUCAUCGCUCUGCUGUCUCCCGGUGUCAACAAACUUGCAAUCAAACGCACCAUUGGUACCACCGAAGACAAUGAAACCCAUGAAUUAACUCUUAACUAUGUUCCCCUACUUCAAAACCCUGCUCUGCAUCUCGCCAUCAUGGUAGCCAAGGAUUCUCCCCUGCUCAUCGACUGCCCACCCGCCAAGUACGGCCCUGUCUCCACUGCUCACUCUUCCAUCGACGCCGCAGUCGCGAAACUCCGCAUGUCGGCGUACAUGUGGCAAGCUCUCACCGCAGAAGACAUGCGCAUGAAGGGUCUCGGCCGUCGCGCCUUUAGACUGGAGGAGGAGUGGACGGCCGAUACAACGAGUAGCAAGUUCAUCGCCAGCGCCCACGAGAAGGCGAAGGAAGCCACUGGUGCCAUGCGAUCUUCGGCCAAGAUCCACAUCAUCCGCUCCGACAAAACUGUUGCUGAGAUUCGCGACGCGGAGAUUGCUCAGCAGAACGAGUCUGGAAGCCGUCGGGAGAAGUUGUUCGACUACUUCCUCGACGCUCUGGCGAAGCACGGCGGACCGUUCGAAGCUUCGUCUCAUCCUGUAGUCGCCGGUAUGAUCCUUGACUCCCAUUAUUCCAUGGAGCAGAAGCUCAUUCUCGGCCAUGCCGCUUUGGGGUGUCACAACCCCAACGGCAUCUCAUUGGGAAUGAUGGGAAGCCACCUGGCAUACUCCUGGCCUCGGUUCUUGGAAGAAGUAUCAGAAUCUUUUCUCGACACCCGUUAUCCGGGACCAACAGUCGGCGAUGACAACAACGAGUGCGACUCUCUAUGGGAGGCGUGCUCUGUUGGCCAGGGUGCGUUCUUGCACGAGGUCGGACACGCCUUUGGAGCGCCGCACACCACCGGCAUCAUGGCCCGUGGCUACUCUCGCCACUGGCCGCGGAACUUCCUCGUCAAGACGGCGUAUUCUCUCCACACUGACGAGGAAGGCUUCGUGGUUGUCGAUGGCGAGACAGAGAACGACGCUCGAUGGGACAUCAAGGACGCCCUCUCCUUCAGGAUGCUGAGUCACUUUUGGCUGCCCGGCGAUGUCAAGAUGCCUGCCAACGCCCGCUCAAGCGCGCCGACGGUAGCUCUUGUAAACAUCGACACUGAAAACGUGGGCGUCGAGGUUUCAUGUGUCUCUGAUCUUGCAAGCAUCGAGUUCAACGGCAAAGCUGAGGGGAACGCGACCAUCGCGCAUCCGGUAGACGUGUGGUUUUACGGCAUGAAAGAUCUCGAAACUCGAUUUUCCAGGGAUGAGGACUUGAAGAUGACACUGGUCGGCAUGAAUGGAAAGAGCAAGACCAUCCGCAACCUGUGGAAGAUGUUUGAUUCGUCGACGUUCAUCCGCAUCCCAGACUCCGACGUCGUUCUCCGCAAGCGCUCCGUCAUGACCAAGGACUUGGAGGAGUCGGAAGGUGUUGAAUCUGACGACAAGUUUUGGAGCUGGGCUACCCUUCUCACUCGGAAGAAGAACAACGGCGACAUUGUGCAUGCUUCGAGCAUCGAUGUUCGGACUGGAUGCAUUCUCGACGGUGCUUACGUGCACUUCCCCGACGGCAAGCGCGUCAACUGCGGUCCGCGUAUCAGCCGUUGGGGAGGUGGUACACACGAGUUUGGUGGGCAUGCUUCAGAGGACGUACGCGUGCCCAAGGGGCAAGAGAUUGUCAAGGUCGAGGUUGCUAGAGAGAGCAACAUUCUUGCUGGCAUGAGAAUCCACUUCAGAAACGGCAAGUCGGGUGGCGCACUCUCGGGAUAUGGGGAGGGACGAGAGGAGGAGACCCUUACUUUGGACGCGCAAUCUGAUGAGAAGAUCGUUGGGUUCUACGGCCGAAGCUGGUGGGGUCAUCACUUUGACGGGCUGGUCGAGUUCGGCAUCAUUACGGCCCCAGCGGAUGUUGCGCUCCCUGAUAAGGUGUACCGGAUGAAGGAGUUGCAGAACACUGACGGGGGAUUAGACGCGGAAGAUCUUCAAGGCGGAGACUCUGGAGAUGAAAAUGAGGAUGAGGAUAUGGAUGAGGAGUAG
Messenger RNA from Colletotrichum karsti, 2370 nucleotides. RefSeq lists its product as uncharacterized. Bases 1 to 2370 code for a protein of 789 amino acids. The record is from RefSeq and is a predicted model, not a curated record. The transcript is spliced from 4 exons. NCBI's taxonomy places the organism in Eukaryota, Fungi, Ascomycota, Sordariomycetes, Glomerellales, Glomerellaceae. Gene Ontology annotation, cellular component: cytoplasm.